AUGGCUUUCCUGGCGAAGCCUACUCCCGGCAGGCUGCCGCUGCUGGACGACACCGUCCCGCUGACUGCGUCUAUCGAAGCCAGCCAGAACCUCCAAUCCCACACGGAGUACAUCAUCCGAGUGCGAAGGGGCGUGUCCUCAGAGAACAGCUGGCAGGUCAUCCGGCGCUACAGUGACUUUGAUGUUCUCAACAACAACCUGAUGGUGUGCGGCAUCAACCUCCCGCUACCGCCCAAGAAGCUGAUCGGCAAUAUGGACCGGGAGUUUAUCGCCGAGAGGCAGCGCGGCCUGCAGGCCUACUUGGACGCCGUUACCCAGCAUCCUUUGCUGUGCGCCGCCCUGCCCGUCAAGAAGUUUCUGGACCCCAACAACUAUGCUGCUAAUUACACAGAGAUCGCCUUGCAACAGGUCUCCAUGUUUUUCCGCUCGGACCCCAAGUGGGAGGUUCUGGAACCCCUCCGAGACAUUGGUUGGAGGAUCAGGAAGAAGUAUUUUUUGGUCAAAAACAAAGAACAAGCCAAGGAGAGGUGCUUGCUAAGCUGGGUGGACUUGGGCCCUGACAAGUUCUUAUCUGACAAAGACCUGCAGUCCAGCAUGAAGCUCCUCGCCGGCCUUUCUAGUCCGUACUUGUGCCCGCUUUUGUUCUCAAGCACCAGCGAGUCUUCGGCGCUCCUCAUCCGACCUUUCAGCGAGGCCGGAUCCUUACGGGAUCACGUCUGUAAGGUGAAGCCCAGGGAGAACUACCUGAAAAAAUACGGAAACCCCAAGAAGUUUCAGCCGCUGGAGUUGUCUCAAAUCAGACUGUACGGCCGACAGAUACUGGAGGGUCUGCGGCUCCUCCACGACGGCGGCUUUUUUUUCGGCCACCUUCACGCCUCCAACGUGAUGGUGGAGCAAGGCGCGUGUCGCCUGACGGACGUGGAGAAUGGACUGCUGGGAGUUCCCUCGGCACUGCGACCCGUCGUCACCCGCUUCAGGAAGAUUAACACAACAGAAAGCAUGGACGUCUUCUGCUUCGGCCACUUACUCUACGAGAUGGCUUACGGCCGACCGCCCGAAAGCGUCCCCGUGGACGAUUUUUCCGACAUCCCUCACCUCUCCGUGGUGUCGGUGCUGCGGUCCAUUUUGUCCACCGAGGCCUGCAAAUCGGGGAUGCCGACGGUUUCGCAGAUCAUUCAGACAUUGCUGUUCGCUGAUGUACCACUACAACACUCGGAGAAAGCACAGAUCAGGGUGCCCAGCAGGCUGAAGGAAGCCCUGAAGGCGGCCAAGGAGCGCUUGGAGAAACGUCUGCAGGAGGAACAGAAAAUGCUGCACCAGCACAGACGGCUAACCCGAGCUCAGUCCCAUCACGGCUCCGAGGAGGAGAGGAAGAGGAGGAAAAUUCUAGCGAGGAAGAAGUGCAAGCAGUCGACGUGUGAAAAUGAAGAUGACGUCUCGCUGCGAAACAACAAUAACUCUGGCUCAGGUGCCAGUUCCCCACCCACGUGUCCCUCGUCCCCCACGCCGCCUCCGACAGGCGUUCUUCCUCCUCCUCCUCCACCAAUGCUGGACAGCUCUUCGUCCUCCUCCUCUUCCUCCUCUGUGGCCACGCCCCUCCCUCAAGGUCGCCCCGCCUUGUUGAGCUCCAUCCAGGCCUUCAACAAAGACAAGUUGAAGAAGGCCCGCACCGUAGAUCGCAGCCGGCCCGUCUUUCCAACAUAA
Nerophis lumbriciformis (worm pipefish) is the source of this 1704-nucleotide messenger RNA. NCBI's taxonomy places the organism in Eukaryota, Metazoa, Chordata, Actinopteri, Syngnathiformes, Syngnathidae. The record is from RefSeq and is a predicted model, not a curated record.